AUGGGACUAAAGGAAAUGUUCACUAAGGCGCAGGUGCCGUCCAUCCUGAUGCUCGGCUUGGUUUAUGUGACCUAUGUGCUGAUUGGAGGGGUGAUUUUCUGGAAGUUGGAAGGAGAGCUUGGAAAGAAGGACAUCAGUGUGUUGCUGCUGAACAAAAAAAAGCUGCUUACGACGUACCCCUGUAUGAACCAAGAAGGCCUGGAGGCUGUGGCUCAGGUUGUUCAAGAUGCAUCGAAGGUGGGCCUGAGUUUGAAAGGCAACUACACCACGGAUGGCUUCUGGAAAUUCACCAGCUCGGCUGUGUUUGCUGCAACUGUGGUCACAACUAUAGGUUACGGGAACAUGAGUCCUAGCACUACAGCUGGCCAGAUCUUCUGUGUGUUCUUCGCACUGAUUGGAAUCCCACUCAACAUGGUGGUGCUCAACAGAGUGGGCAAGUACAUGCUUGCCAUAGAGAGGGACGUCUCUGACUUCCUUGAGGGGAAGACUGGGCAAAGGAGGUGUAUGCGCUUUUCUGUCCACUUGGUCUCUUACCUCUGUGGAACGGUCCUCUUCUUCAUUGUGCCCAUGAUCGUGUUCCAACAGCAUGAGGGCUGGACCCAUUCGCAGGCCAUCUACUACUGCUUCAUCACCCUCAGCACCAUCGGCUUUGGAGACUUUGUGGCAGACAGUAAUCCAGACAAAGAAUACCCUGACUGGUACAGCGUCCUCAUGGCCAUGUGGAUCUUCUUUGGCCUGGCCUGGCUGGCCCUGCUUAUCAACCACUCGAUUGACAUCCUGGAGAGACUCAACGCCCACUUCAAACAGCGGUGGCGUACCGAGAAGCAGGAGGACGAGUCAGGCAGUGCAGAGGGUAACAACCCCGACACACAGAUGGAGGACGAAGAUGAGAUCAAGAAGCCUCCGAUAACUCAGUAA
This is a messenger RNA of Stegastes partitus (bicolor damselfish), 918 nucleotides long. RefSeq names its product potassium channel subfamily K member 17-like. The coding region runs from base 1 to 918 and encodes 305 amino acids. Gene Ontology annotation, molecular function: outward rectifier potassium channel activity; potassium ion leak channel activity. The record is from RefSeq and is a predicted model, not a curated record. The transcript has 5 exons. Gene Ontology annotation, biological process: stabilization of membrane potential; potassium ion transmembrane transport. Gene Ontology annotation, cellular component: plasma membrane. NCBI's taxonomy places the organism in Eukaryota, Metazoa, Chordata, Actinopteri, Pomacentridae.